Molecule: messenger RNA, 957 nt
Organism: Plenodomus lingam JN3
Lineage: Eukaryota; Fungi; Ascomycota; Dothideomycetes; Pleosporales; Leptosphaeriaceae
Biological process (GO): mitochondrial electron transport, succinate to ubiquinone; protein-FAD linkage; tricarboxylic acid cycle
Cellular component (GO): mitochondrion
Source: RefSeq, a predicted model, not a curated record
AUGGCUUCUUCACGACUAGUCGCUCGCUCUUCACGUGCGCUUCUCAGCGUUCAGCGUACACAAUGCCGCGCCUUUAGCAUCUCUACCAUUCGUACCAACGAAUUCGAGGCCUUGAACAAGCGCACAAAUGAUACUUCGGAAAAGUAUCGCAACAUUCAGAAAUCGAAGCCGUUGAACCCUCACAUGACCAACACAACAUCGACUAUUGCCAAUGAGAUGCCUUCUGUAGGCACCGAUGCGCCACCGCCAGAGUUGAUCACCAAGGUUGACCCCAAAUUUCAGCCCAAAGAUGGUGUCCCGGAAAACACUGAACGCAUGACUGGCGGUACGCAGAGCAGCAAGGGCAAGGAUGUGAGUGGCUCAAACAGCGAAUUGGAUGUUGGUGAGAUGGAGGGUGCGAAGUUCAAGGUCGAGCCGAUUAGGCGGACCGGCGAGGAUGCAAACACGAUGCGCGCGAGGUUAUUAUAUCAGAGCCGGAAGCGCGGGACACUAGAAAGUGAUCUCCUUCUCAGCACUUUCGCUGACGCCCACCUUUCCACCAUGUCUGUCACCGUCCUCGAGCAAUACGACCUUUUCCUCGACGAGAACGAUUGGGACAUCUACUAUUGGGCGACACAGGAGCCUACCCCGACUUCGCACGAAACGGCCGAGGGAGGUGGCUCCAUGAUGUCUACACCCAAUGCCCAGGGCAAGGACAGCAAGACGGGAACGAAGGUGCAAGAAAAGGACGAGCAGACACGACAGCCUGCAACUGGCGAGUGGGCACAGACUGUUGGCACUUUCAAGCCGGCCUACCGACCUGUACCCAGUAGGUGGAAAGGCAGUGAAAUCCUGAGUAUGUUGCGACGACACGUCAACGACAGGAAAGCGGGCGGUGUGAUCGAGGGUGAAGGUUCUGAAAGGAAGGAGGGCAAGGGACUUGGUAUGAUGCCUGAGAUCAAGAACUUUGACCAGUGA